Molecule: messenger RNA, 2670 nt
Organism: Penicillium manginii
Lineage: Eukaryota; Fungi; Ascomycota; Eurotiomycetes; Eurotiales; Aspergillaceae
Product: peptidase family M20/M25/M40 protein
Exons: 1
Coding region: 1-2670 (889 amino acids)
Source: RefSeq, a predicted model, not a curated record
AUGUCCUCCAUACGAGACUCGACGCCGCCUUCCUUUGGCGAACGAAGAGGACAUCGUCUGGCGCCACUUCAGACCAAUUUUAGUCGCCCCGCUGCGACUCAAGAUGAUCAGUCUCAGUCGCAGUCGCAGUCGCAGUUGCAAUCGCAAUCACAUCAACAACAGCCCACGCAGCCUACGCGACUCCAGCGCCCUCGACCUAGUGAUCCUGUCACCAAUGGCUCAGAUGGACCAAUUCCACUUCAGAGUCCCGUCAAGCGUCAAUCGUCCAAGUCCAGCCUGCGCAAUCUCUUCGGCCGCGACAAAAGCUCACGUGCGGCCGUCGCUCCCGACAGCAGCACCCUCGACGAGAUCGAUGAAUCCCAAGCAAGCCCCUCGCAUAUCACUUCGCAGAUCGCUACAAUAGAUGAGACAAUCUUGUCGCCGACCAUCGCAACCCCACACACGAUCGUCUCAACUACAACCUCAACCACGCUUGCCUCCCCAACGACCCCUCGUGCGCGAAAUACCCUAAAAACACCUCGGCCACGACCCCCCGAGUCCAAACACUCCCAAGAACAAUAUGGUUGGAAACCCCCAGCCUUGUUUCAGGCAUACCCUCAAUCAACCAAACAUGAUUGUCUCUCCGCGCCCGCCAUGUCGGCAGACGCUAUUCUGCGAUUGCACGCGACAACAGGGAAAAAUGCUCCAGAGGAUGGGCGAACGGCGACAUCGAGUGGUGAUUCAAAAAAGAAGGAACAACGGGAGCGCAAACACUUGCGCACCCUGUCGGGUACAAUCAACAAGGUCGAAUGGACUAAGAAGAUCUACGUGCUCGCGACAGCAGGGUUUAUUCUCCAAUACGCCGGGGACGGGAAACAUGAUCGAUUACCCGAAAAAAUGCUUCAAUUGGGCCCUCACUCUGUCGCAUUCGCCAGCGAUGCCAUCCCGGGCAAACACUGGGUCGUUCAGAUUUCUCAAAAUCCAGCUACUGAUACCGUUGCCGCACCAGAACCUCCGAAGCCUCGCCUCGCCUCACGAUUUGGGUUCCAUCGAUCCCAUGCCCGAAGAUUGGCGCAGAGUUUCCUGAUGGUCUUUGAUGACCCGGACUCGAUGAUAUCUUGGUUGAUGGCUAUUCGGGCCGAGGUCGAAUCUCGCGGAGGUCCUAAGUUUGUGACGGAGAAGCAUUCGGAGGAUGAGGUGGAGCCUCAGCUUCGCUCGAAAGCAAGUGUACGACAGAUGGUGAAGAAAGACCCACAUCGUAUCUCGAGUUUAUUCCUCCAGCCCCAGACUUUGCGUCUGCCCGACGAUGACGAAGAUGGCCAGUCUGUUGGUGGUAUGACAUGGCAAUCCCGACGAAGCUCCUACGUCUCAGACAAUCAUCGCUCAGUCAUCGACUCUUGUGCGGGAUCUGUAUCCACCAGUUUGACGGAGGCUUCACCUCCAAUGAACAAUGAUGCCCCAUCUUCGUCUUUUUCGUCUUCAAACACCCCGGCCUCCCCGCGCAAUCUACCAAGUGAGCCGUCUACCCCGUAUGGCCUGCCGGAGGCUGUACUCAGAGAGGUGGAUCAGAUGAUUGGCCUUAGUGGUCUCAGUGGUAUGAGUCCACCUGCUUCCAGUCAAGGUAAUCGACAGUCGCUAUAUAUGUCGCCUCUUUCAUCGCCUGGCCCCAUGGGUUCAACUUCGGCCUCCGCUUCGGUCUCAGCCUCGACUUCGACUUCAACAACUUCUCGUACGGACCCUAUUUCUGUCGCCCAACCAUCGACCAAUAUACCCGAGACAUUGACGCGCAGCGCAUCCCCACCAGCCCCGAAUUUCAGCGUUCCGUCCUUCAGCAAAAAGUUUGUGCCGAGAUCAGGACCGGUCCCCAGCAAUCAGGCUUCCUCGCCGCCAUCCGUUACAGGCGUCCUUCGACGAGGCGAGAGCACAAGUGACUUCACAAUCUCCAGCGUCUCUUCCCCUCCACAAUCACCAACUUAUAGCGUCGCAAGCUCGCGCCAUACCGAUGCCUCCGAGCCUGCCCCUCUGCGUCGGGAUAGCAGUGGUCGUGUCCUACGAACUUAUAAUUCCGAAGACGUACUAUCGAGAAUGGUCCGGACUCAACCUGCGCCUAAUUUCUCCCGCGUUCCUCGGGCCGGCGCACCCUCUGAGAUCAGUCCCCCACCAUCCCGCCCUCUCAGUCUAGUGGGUCGACCUGGGCUGGGAAUCUCGAUGAAUGGCGAUACGCAGGUCCCGGGUGUUCCCCCGGUAGAGUCAUCAAGAAAGCCUGAUUUAUCACUGUUUCCAAUGCCGCAAUCAACCCCGGCAUCAAUUCCAGUGCCAACCCCCCGCCAUCGGAUUCCAUCAACCCACGGGGACACCCAUUUGGCGCAGAGCAUGUCCCGUCGCAGAAGCAUGCCCGGCUUGGCUGUUGGCCCACCAGCUGCACCACCGCCGAACUGUCCCCUUCCGAGACUCCCUCCGCUUGCCACGAAAUCGCCUCCAGCUCCUCCUCCACUUGGUGCUCUACCCCCAAUUCCGGCACAAAUGUCACCUCCGGCCUCAUCGGCAACGAAGAUGUCACCGUCGACCCGGUUCUAUCAAUCGCAACAGACGCAGGAGAAUGUUACAGAUAAGCGAAAGAGCGUUCUUGCCGGCCAAUCCAAUGGAUAUACUCCUAAGGUAGCAGCUGCUCGGCAGUCUCGCCUGCAUUAG